AUGCCUGUUAGAGAACUGAAGGGAGAAAGAGAGAAACCCAUCGGUUUCACAAAUCAAUGCACAAUUUCACACCCACACCAUCUAUCUUCACCUACUAAAGGGUUGCUUUGGAAUCGGGUUUUUUUUGGGGUGUUUCGGACGUUACAUGCAUAUGGGAGCAGUGGUUGUGUUGGAUGCUAUAAAAGGCCCGUACUAGUUACUACUGUGGAAGCACCGUCAAAAGGGGUUAUAAUAGUAGGCAGGGCAGUGGAGAAACCUAGUACAUCAGAGGAUUUCUGGACCACCAGCACGCAUGAUAUGGACAACAGUGCUGUUCAAUCGCAAGGAAGUAUAUCUUCAACCAGUCUAACUAACCAAGCCGUGGUUCCUCAUGGCAGUUCUUCCAACAACCCGCCUGAGUUUGUAAAUCAUGGUCUAAUUCUAUGGAAUCAGACUCGACAGCGCUGGGUUGGAAACAAAAAGUCCGAGAAUCGAACACAACAAUUGCGAGAACCUAAAUUGAGAACAACUUAUUCUCUGUGCCUUGCCAAUUUUUUUUGGCUUUGCAGUUGGAAUGCAACAUAUGAAAGUUUACUGACUAGCAACAAGCCAUUCCGUCAGCCCAUCCCUCUUGCUGAAAUGGUAGAUUUUCUUGUGGACGUUUGGGAACAGGAUGGCCUGUAUGACUGA
This is a messenger RNA of Vicia faba (fava bean), 669 nucleotides long. Lineage: Eukaryota; Viridiplantae; Streptophyta; Magnoliopsida; Fabales; Fabaceae. The record is from the annotation of a GenBank genome assembly.